Blepharisma stoltei is the source of this 595-nucleotide messenger RNA. The record is from the annotation of a GenBank genome assembly. Lineage: Eukaryota; Ciliophora; Heterotrichea; Heterotrichida; Blepharismidae.
AUGAAUUUUAAACUUUUACCUCUUUUAGCCUUGUCCGCUUUAGGUACAUUUUUAAACCCUCCAGAGUGCUCCCCUCAAUGCUCUUGGAAAUGCAACGAUCCAGUGUGCCCAGCUCUGUGUGAUCCUGUAUGUGCUCCAGCAGAGUGUCAUACAACUUGUGAAGAACCUUCAGGUGCCUUAUGUGAAGUCAAGUGUGAGCAGCCACAAUGUGAAAUAAAAUGCCCAGGAAGCUCUUGCAGUGAUGAAGGAUGCCCAGAAUGUCAAGCUGUUUGUUCAGCACCUCAUUGCAUUACUAUCUGCCAACCUCCUGCACCUAAAUGCCAAAUUAUUUGUCAAGAGCCUACAUGUGAUUGGAAAUGCUAUAAGCCAGCAGAUUGUCCUAAGCCACAAUGAAUUUAUAAUUUUUUUCCUAAAAAUUUAUAAAGAAUUAUUUUUUUAAAAAAAAUAAAAAUCCCCACAAUGUGAACUUUUAUGUGAAAAUCCUCAAUGCAAGCCUGAUAUUUCUUGUUGCCCAUGCCAAGGUAGUGAUGUUUUACUUCAUGCAGUUACACUAUUUAAAGAUGAUGAACCCAACCCAGGAUGCUGUGAAUGUUAA